AUGUCUGUGUUAGAAUUAACAAAUCCCGUAGUACAAUCAUACUUACUGUACUCAGCUAUAUUAGCACUGAAGCUAUUGUCUAUGAGUACACUGACGUCACUAGUGCGUUUGUCGAGUGGAAUUUUCUCUAACCCAGAGGACGCUAAGGCUUUUAAAGGGAAGGUGAAAUAUGAUGAUGCGAUUGUUGAGCGGACCCGUCGGGCUCAUCUGAAUGAUUUGGAGAACAUUCCAGCGUUCUGGGUGAUUGGAGCUCUGUAUUUGACGACGGGGCCUGUAGCCGCGUGGGCAACACUUCUCUUCAGAGUUUAUACAGUAAGCCGGAUCAUUCAUACACUAGUGUACGCGGUGGUACCUUUACCACAGCCGACCAGGGCCAUAGCGUACAUGAUACCCUACCUCAUCAAGUGGUAUAUGGGCCUCCAGGUCAUUUUAUACUAUAUAACUGCUUUGUAA
Danaus chrysippus (African queen) is the source of this 453-nucleotide messenger RNA. Lineage: Eukaryota; Metazoa; Arthropoda; Insecta; Lepidoptera; Nymphalidae. The record is from the annotation of a GenBank genome assembly.